Messenger RNA from Leishmania braziliensis MHOM/BR/75/M2904, 1734 nucleotides. RefSeq lists its product as hypothetical. The coding region runs from base 1 to 1734 and encodes 577 amino acids. The record is from RefSeq and is a predicted model, not a curated record. NCBI's taxonomy places the organism in Eukaryota, Euglenozoa, Kinetoplastea, Trypanosomatida, Trypanosomatidae. The transcript has a single exon.
AUGCCGCUGACGUCUACAAUGGCCACGGAGCACGGGGGUCGCCGCAUUUACCACGUAGGCAACGCUGUACUAUCAGUUGUUGUGUUUCUGAUUACCGUAGUGCUGUCGAUGAUUGUGCUUGACCCACAGUUCAGCAGCUAUUUACUCUCUGCGCGGUAUCGCACACCUCCGAUGGAUUUCACAGAGAGGGAGCUUCUCGAAGGUUUUACUCCCGUUGUAGUUGAUGCGGAGAAACACACUGUACUGGUCGUGCCCGUGGCAGGCGUGCAGAGCGCGAGGUACGUGUCCAGGGCCCUCGGCGCUUUUUUCUCAGUCGAUCUCCCUUUUGCCAGUGGCUCCGGCGCCAUGGUAAAUAAUGGGAAGGAGACGGAGAUGCCUUCGCGGCGGGUGAUUGCAUUAGCAGACGUCUACAGCGCCGUGCUUCUGCGCGACGGAGUUGACAACGCUACGCAGACGCAUGACACAACCAGUGAGAAGGGCGGGACUGUCCCUUUCUCAACACGACGACGUUCUGUGCUACACCUCUGCAGCGCCCUGUCAUGCGUGACACCGUAUGUCGCCCAGCAGUGGUCUGACCGAAUCGCGACGGCAUCGCUGCGGACUCAUCGAACCGCCUACCGCGCUACGACCUUCGGCUCACGCACACGCCCUAUAACCAACUUUGCUCUUGUAUUUGGUGAGGCAAGUGAGUCACUGGCUGCAAUGCGGGAACUGGCGGAGCACCGUGUAUUGACUCCCCAGUUUCCGCCCACCCGUUUGAAACACAGGCCAGCCAUGCCGCUUGUCGGGCGGCUGGACUAUGCUGAUCUGCAGGCCUUGUGCAGUUCAUGCAAACAGUGCAGCUACCGGUCCUCCGUGAAGCACGCUCAACUGGCCACGAUCCUAAAAACGCAGGCGGAGCAGCUGCCUACCGAGGAUUCCAAAAGACGCUUGUUCAAGGAGUGGGUGCGGCGUAAUGACUCUUACUCGGGCACCUCCACAUGGGGUACCGUGGAGGUGGUUCCCUUUGCCUUCGCUGUUUUUGAGGACUCGUACACACUGCACGACUUUUCGCCGGACUUGGUACACGUGGACGUGGGCAGCGGUGACAGCGUGGCGGCCCUUGCGUACCUCAAAGCUCUUGUCUCGGCUACUGGAGUACCAGAGCCUCUGCAGCCGAGAAACCUGCUUGUGUCGCUUUUUGCUUCAGAGUGGGUAAACGACAUUGUUGACACGCUGCUACAGCUACAAGUAGGGCAGCACUACCAUGCGAUACCACUGCACAACUCGUGCAUCGGACUGGAGAUGUUUGACCCUCGUGAAGAGUGGAGUGUGGCACACUUGCGGUCAUGGUGGAACAAAAGCUCGCUGGUGGGCACAUAUGUUAGCCCCUUUCUCGAGCAGAGUCGUGCUACACAGACACCGUUGUGCACCGUCUUGCUGUCACUGCAAGUACACACGCUUGACAAGCUCCUGCAGAUGACAUCGAAAGUAGUUCGCUCGUACCCACCUGCCGCCUCACCGGUGGAGCGCUUUUUCUACUACUCCGCGGGUCUGUCACCUGCGGACGAAGAGCCCCUCACGGCGCCGCCGCAUGAUGCGACGGACGCCAAGACGUCCACCGUCGCCAGCACAUCCAGUGGCGUAGGUGAGGUAAUUGGCUUUGUUGCGCAGAACAUUUACUUUUUGAUCCCGGUUGGCAUUGGCUUUGCUCUGACGCAGAACCUCUGUCGUCGUCGUCGGGUGUGCGGAUGA